GAGAGAGAGAAAGAGAGAGAGUGACAGAGAGAGAGAGAGAGAAAAAGAGAGACAGAGAUAACUGUUAAGAUGACGACAGCCGCCUUUUCCCAUGAGCCCGGGACCGCUAUGGAGUGUUUGAGCAUUCCUAUAACACUAGAGAAGGACGCAGGCAUUGAUGAACAUGGCAAACAGGUUCUCAAAUGCGGAUUCCGGAUUGGCGGAGGCAUCGACCAGGAUUUUAUGAAGAGUCCGCAAGGAUAUACUGACAACGGCAUUUACUGCACUGAGGUUCACGAAGGGAGCGCAGCCUCUCGAGCCGGUCUACGUGUACAUGACAAGAUUCUACAAUGCAACGGAUAUGAUUUUACAAUGGUCACGCACAAAAAAGCUGUCGAUUAUAUUAGAAAGCACCCUGUUUUGAACCUCCUGGUGGCCGGAGGGGGGUGACCCACUCUUAGAGAGAGAGAGGGAGAGUGGGCGGAGGUGCUGGUGGUGGUGGUGGUGGUGGAGGUGUGAGAGAGA
Portunus trituberculatus (swimming crab) is the source of this 504-nucleotide messenger RNA. RefSeq names its product tax1-binding protein 3 homolog. Gene Ontology annotation, molecular function: protein binding. Gene Ontology annotation, cellular component: plasma membrane. The coding region runs from base 70 to 429 and encodes 119 amino acids. The record is from RefSeq and is a predicted model, not a curated record. NCBI's taxonomy places the organism in Eukaryota, Metazoa, Arthropoda, Malacostraca, Decapoda, Portunidae. The transcript is spliced from 4 exons.